This is a messenger RNA of Phaedon cochleariae (mustard beetle), 240 nucleotides long. The record is from the annotation of a GenBank genome assembly. NCBI's taxonomy places the organism in Eukaryota, Metazoa, Arthropoda, Insecta, Coleoptera, Chrysomelidae.
AUGCCCAGCAGCAGAUUGACCAGUGGCAGCGCGAUGGCCGUCCACAUUCUGCACACCAAUGCCGGACACUACGGCGAGGGCGGCAAGAGCGGCCACGUUGAUUUCUGCAUCAAUGGGGGGCGGGUGCAGCCUUAUUGCGAAAACGCCGACAAGCUUCUGGGUCAUACUGUAUCCACGACAAGUAUCCACCGUUUUGCCCCACCAGUCAAGGAGCAAUUGGUGAUAACAGAUGUUGUUUGA